CGGGGUCUGCCAAGGAUCCCAGGUCAAGGACUACGGCCGAGUUGUGCCCAACCCAGGCAAGACCACCAUCACUGCCACCAUCGCCAACGAGCUGCUGUAUGCCGGCACGUCCGUGACCGCCGUGACGAUCCUGAAGAACACAAACAACAUGAUCCAGGUUCCCCACGGACCGCUCACCAGACCCUCGGAACAGCUUGCCUAUCUUGCGUCUGUACAGGGUCUGCAGGUAGAAUACAAGGAUUUCCCAAAAAACAAUAAGAAUGAAUUUGUAUCGCUGAUUAACUGCUCCUCCCAGCCUCCGCUCAUCAGUCAUGGCAUUGGAAAAGACAUAGAGUCCUGUCAUGAUAUGGCUGCUCUGAAUAUAUUGAAGUUGCUGUCAGAGUUAGACCAGCAGCCAAACGAAAGGACAGGGAACGGACCAGCCUCAGGGUGUGGCAAGCAGGAAAUGAAGGGUGACCUGCACCUCAAACAGGCUAACUCAAGCACACUGACACAGACGCUGGAUAGCACGGCUUAGAUCAGGUCUGGUUGUCUGUGAAAGCACUAGAGAAAACUCGCCACACUGCGUUCUUGUUUUUGGCUCGCUGUGGAUAGCUUCACCCACUGUGGGCCCUGAAGUGUGAAGCUUACUGUUACAAAAUGUUCACAGUUAAACAAGAUUGAUAGGAAAAUAGCUUCUCCUUAAUGUUGUUUAAUUGUACACAUUAUUUAUUUUUCUUUUCAAUAUAGAAACAAGAGCUGCAUCCUAGUCGAUGAUUUUUUUUUUUUUUUUGAGUGUAUAUGAUUAAACAACAACAACAAACCCUUAAGUGAUGAACUGUGAACGUUGUUUUGUUUUGGAUAGAAAUUGUUUCUUAUAUUUUUACAUGUUUUUAUGUUUUAUUCCCACCAAGCUAGUUGAUAAAGAAAAUAUGUUAAGUUUGGGCCUCUUCUUGGUCUAGGGUGCAGCUGGACGAACCUUUGUUGAUUUUCCUAGAGUGCUUUCUAUAAACAACCAAAAAUUAUUUACUAAAUGUAGCGUGUGAUGUAAUGUGAUUGUCACUGCUGUGUGUGGCGGUGACGUCCCCCAUGACCCCUUUUUCUCCCUCAUGUCACCUUCGCUUCUCUAUCCAUAACCACAAUGGUAAUUAAACUUCUGUGUCUGCAGGCACAAGACAAAUA
Poecilia latipinna (sailfin molly) is the source of this 1161-nucleotide messenger RNA. RefSeq names its product double-stranded RNA-binding protein Staufen homolog 1-like. Gene Ontology annotation, biological process: anterograde dendritic transport of messenger ribonucleoprotein complex; germ cell development; intracellular mRNA localization. The record is from RefSeq and is a predicted model, not a curated record. NCBI's taxonomy places the organism in Eukaryota, Metazoa, Chordata, Actinopteri, Cyprinodontiformes, Poeciliidae. Gene Ontology annotation, molecular function: mRNA binding; double-stranded RNA binding. Bases 149 to 517 code for a protein of 122 amino acids. Gene Ontology annotation, cellular component: plasma membrane; neuronal cell body; cytoplasmic stress granule. The transcript is spliced from 4 exons.